UGAGACCCUUAAGUAAAUUGAGUAUAAUCCAUUAGUAAACCUUGAGGAGGUUUAGUACAUUAAAUAGGCGGUAUAUGCCGGGUAUAUAUAUUCCUCAAAAAAUUAAAUUUAAGACAGUUGUGGCGCCUGAACUUUGUCUGCCGGCGGCGUUUUUAUUGAUAUCUACGCACGAAUUAAGUCUCAGAACAUGUGGAAGGAACCUUUGAAUACCUUUCCCCGCUAACGUCUAAGGCUGAAUGCACACAGGACGCGUCAAUGCUAGGGAAUAACGCGUGAGCCACGCGUUGAUCAAUCAGCGUUUAAUUUUUCCGGAAAUAAUAGAUACAUAACUUCUGUCGCACGUCAAAAGUUGAAAUCAAUCCAACUUUUGUCACGCGAUAUAAAAACGGAAGUAGCGAUUUCUAGUAAUUUUUGAAAAUAGAUGUAAAAGACAGAAAAUUGUACGAAGGAUCACGGAUCACACCGAUCACAGUGAAUUCAUUUAGAUUACAAAUUGCAAUCGUGUUGCAAUCGGUAAUUUCGAGAAAUCGGUAUCACGGUAUCCUUCAUGCUCUGUAUAGUCUGUAUUUGAAUUAUUUACUGCAAUAGACGUCAAAAAAUUAUUGGAAUCAUUGUUAUCGUUUUGUUAUUUGUUAUUUGUAAUCCUUUUGCGACGAGAGUGUCGAAUGUUAUCUCGUGUAAAAUGGCUAAUACUGAAAUAAUGUGCAAUGAUUGUAAUACUAUAGUAAACAUUGGAGAAGAACACGAAUGUAACAUAGAAGAUAACAAUGUUUACGAUGAUUAUAACGAAAGGUUAAUUGCAGAAGUCUUUGUAAGGGAAGGCUUAUGGAAUUCCAAAUUGCCUUACAACUUUAGAGGUCCAGCACAUUUGAAAACAUUAUGGUGUGAAGUUGAUACUUGCUUAGGAACACCUGCUGGAAGUAACCAAAUAAAAUGGAAAAGUUUAAGGGAUCGCUUUGUCAGGGAACAUUCUUCCGUAACAACUUAUAUACCAAGUGGCAGUGGAGCUAUGAAAAAAAAGAGCAAUUGGCCAUUAUAUAACACUUUACGUUUUCUAAUUCCAACAGUGAAUUAUAGAAAAACUAUAAGUAAUCUGGAAAACAUAAAUCCAGAUUUUCAGUCUGAAAGUGAUACACAGUUAUCACUUUCAGAUGAAUCUAGUCUCGCUGGUACCUCUAAUAAUAAUACAUAUAUAAGAAAAAAAAUAAAAAUCGCUCAGCAAGUACAAACAAAACGAAGUUUGUGUUUGUUGAGUGGCCUCACAAGUCUCUCUUAUUAUUAGUGUUAUUGUACUUCUACCAAUUCGAUAGUUUAAUGCAAUCGAGUUAAGCCCAUCUCCACUUGCUAAGUAACUAAAAAAUAUAUAAUAUUGUUAAUUUAAUGUUUACAAAUGUUUGUAAGUUUAUCAUUGUCAAAUUAAAAAAUUUUAUAAAUUGUA
Messenger RNA from Solenopsis invicta (red fire ant), 1438 nucleotides. RefSeq lists its product as uncharacterized. The transcript has 4 exons. NCBI's taxonomy places the organism in Eukaryota, Metazoa, Arthropoda, Insecta, Hymenoptera, Formicidae. The record is from RefSeq and is a predicted model, not a curated record. The coding region runs from base 683 to 1282 and encodes 199 amino acids. Gene Ontology annotation, cellular component: transcription regulator complex; nucleus. Gene Ontology annotation, biological process: regulation of transcription by RNA polymerase II.